This is a messenger RNA of Funneliformis caledonium, 192 nucleotides long. NCBI's taxonomy places the organism in Eukaryota, Fungi, Glomeromycota, Glomeromycetes, Glomerales, Glomeraceae. The record is from the annotation of a GenBank genome assembly.
AUGAACAGCGUAGAAUUAGAAGUAAAUUUAACUUCUAAAUCCUCUGAUACAGAUAGUAAAUCGAUCUUAAAUUUUGAUUUAAUUUCAUUAGUGAUCAUCACUUCUUCAAUAAUUUCUGAGGCAUUGUUUGAUAAUUUGUUAUCAAAAUUACAUCUAAUAUUAUUUGAGAGUCUAUUAAAUCCAGAUAGUUGA